Molecule: messenger RNA, 363 nt
Organism: Saprolegnia diclina VS20
Lineage: Eukaryota; Oomycota; Saprolegniomycetes; Saprolegniales; Saprolegniaceae
Product: histone H2B
Exons: 1
Coding region: 1-363 (120 amino acids)
Biological process (GO): nucleosome assembly
Cellular component (GO): nucleosome
Molecular function (GO): structural constituent of chromatin; DNA binding; protein heterodimerization activity
Source: RefSeq, a predicted model, not a curated record
AUGGCAAAGACCCCGAGCAAGAAGUCCGCUAAGGCCCCGAAGAAGACGGGUGAGAAGGGCAAGGCCAAGAAGGGCAAGCGCGUGGAAUCGUACUCGACGUACAUCUACAAGGUCCUCAAGCAGGUCCACCCCGAGACCGGUAUCUCCAAGCGUGGCAUGUCGAUCAUGAACUCGUUCAUCAACGACAUCUUUGAGCGCAUUGCGUCCGAGGCCGGCAAGCUCUCGCGCUACAACAAGAAGUCGACCUUGUCCUCGCGUGAGAUCCAGACUGCCGUGCGCCUCAUGCUUCCCGGUGAGCUCGCCAAGCACGCCGUCUCGGAGGGCACGAAGGCCGUGACCAAGUUCACGUCGUCGGCGGCUUAA